This is a messenger RNA of Triplophysa dalaica, 1466 nucleotides long. RefSeq names its product RASD family member 2b (gene rasd2b). Bases 1 to 1152 code for a protein of 383 amino acids. Gene Ontology annotation, molecular function: GTPase activity; GTP binding. The record is from RefSeq and is a predicted model, not a curated record. The transcript is spliced from 2 exons. Lineage: Eukaryota; Metazoa; Chordata; Actinopteri; Cypriniformes; Nemacheilidae.
AUGUCUCCCGUCAUGGAGUUGGAUCAGAGCGUUACCGCUGCCAUAGUUUCUCAAAACGCCCUGCAGGUGAUCCAGCACACGAGCUGCGCGCUCGCCGGUGCCAGCACGCCCGGCGUCCUCCUUGGGUGCAAAAACGCAACGCAGAGAAUCGGCGCAACCGGUUUGAAACUCAGCACUUUUUCCAAAGCAGGAAUGAGCGUCCUGAAACUGGCCACGACGCAGCUGAAGCACCAAGAGAAGAAAGCGAGGGUGGUGCGGGCGUCUAGUAUGAGCAAGCCGCAUCUGUCCAGCGACAACAGCCAGUGCAAAAAAUCUCCACUGGACCAGUUGACAGCGCUGGUUAUGCACGGACACUCGCGUCUCCAGCAGUUGGGGAAAGAUCAGUACGGAACCAAAGCGCAGAACUGCAGGCGCAUCGUGGUCCUUGGCGCGCCGCGGGUCGGAAAGACGUCCAUCCUGCGCCGGUUUCUACGCGAGGGUUUUGAGGAGAGAUACGAGCCCACCUGCGAGGAUUUCCACAGGAAACUGUACCAAAUACGCGGGGAAACGUAUCAAAUAGACAUCCUGGACGCGUCCGGGGAAAGAAGCUUCCCUGCGAAAAGAAGACUGUCCAUUCUAACCGGUGAUAUAUUUCUGCUCGUCUUCAGUCUGGAUGACCGCAGCUCGUUUGAAGAAGUGCGCGCUCUGCACGAGGAGAUCCUAUCCGCCAAAAUGGCCUUGCACCGAACCAAACAGAAACUCUGUGUGCCCACCGUGAUCUGCGCGAACAAAGUGGACUUGCCCUCCGAGAAGCACGCGGUGUUGCGCACGGAAGUGCUGCGUGCUUUCGGAAACGGCUGCACGCUGUUCGAGACCUCAGCCAAGGACAGUGUGAAUCUGGAGCAGGUGUUUGAGGGGCUUGCGAAGCGUGGUGGACUCCCUCUGGAGACCGGACCCUCGCAGCACCGUAAAGUCUCCAUCAAGUCGUAUCACGCGCUCUGGGCGGCGCACCAGGCGGACAAGGGAAGCAAAGGCGCGGUGUGCGACGCUCCGUGCGGUGCGCUCUAUCCACUGGCGCGGAGACCGAGUUUUGGCACCGACUUGCGGCUGGUUCUGGGUCCCGAUGGCAAUAGGAAGCAAAGCAAAACACUGGACAAAUGUCAGAUUCAGUGAAAAAAAGACUGAGAGACUAAGAAACAAACAGCAAGAUAGCAUGUUCACACUUAGAUCUUUUUCCAGCAAACAUCCAACUAUUCACCAUUAGUAUGGUAGAAGCUAUAUCUAAUUUGCAACGACUUUCAGAGUUUUGUUGAGGAACAUUUUGCAUUACUAUCCGACAGCCUUUUAGUUCAAAUGAAAUAUGACAUCUAAUCUCACAAUGGUCAAAUGGGAAUGACAAAAAAUGGUGCGUUGAAUGGGUGUUAUCAUGCAAUAUUGUGUAAUAUGUAAGCAUUUCAAUGACUUUUAAUAAAACAUAUUUUUUACAA